Molecule: messenger RNA, 1062 nt
Organism: Trichomonas vaginalis G3
Lineage: Eukaryota; Parabasalia; Trichomonadida; Trichomonadidae
Exons: 1
Source: RefSeq, a predicted model, not a curated record
UUGAAUGAAACCGCAAUUUCACCAGAUUUCUGGAAAUCAGCCUUCCUCCCUGUAUUUAAGAAGCUUGCAUCAUCAUCUCUUAAGCAAUCUAUUGAUAAUCUGCGCAUAAAUGAAAAAUUAUCUGAUAUUCUUUCAAACAACACAAUUGAUAGCUUCAAUGCAACUAAAUUUUCAUUGGAUUCCCAAGAAGACCUCAAAUUACGCUCUCUUGGCCUCCCACCAAUAAUUACAGAAUUUAGAUCUUCUCUUGAGAACACAUUCCUUGUUUUAUCAUCACAGUUGCAGAGCCAGAUCACUCAGAUUGCCACUGUUGAUAUGAUUAGGGCUCCUUUGAAUGAUGUUUUGUCGAAAUGCUGUAAAUUACUUUCAAUUUCACUUUCCUCUGCUUCAAAUGGGACAUCAGUACCAUUAACUGUUUACCAUUUAUGUGGAGCUUUAGCAUCUCCUUCCAUUGUCUCAAUUCUCUCAGAAAAUUCCUCUUCAUCAAGAUCAAUCAAAGAACUGACCAAAAUACAAGAAAAUGCAGCUCAAUUAUGGGCAUCUUCUAUUGCUACGAAGCUUGCAGAUGAUUAUCUGUCGACAAAUCCUGGAUCUUCUUUUUCAUAUUUGGUUUCUCUCGAAAAGAAGAUUUUGGAAGCUGCAGGACACAUAAACACCCAAGUUUGUGCCAAAAACAUGCGAAAUGAAGCAAGAAAAGCUGUUGCAGAGAAACUUGGCCAAAUCUUGGAAAAUUUAACUCUCCAAGGAGGCAGUGAAGCCAGAUCUAUUGCAGAAAGCAAAGCGACAAACUUGUUCAAGGACUACUGUUUGUUUGAUAUUGUUUUGUCCAUGCAAAACGCUUCAGUUGAUUUAAGACCAUCUUUCAUCGAAAAAAUGGAUCCAACAAAAUUCCACGAAAACGAAAAGAAAUUUGUUGAUGAAGCAAAGGCAACAUUAGCUUCCAGCGGAGAACUGUUGAAGCUUAUGAGUGGAGGAAAGUUAAUUGCUCCUCAAUCUUCAAACAAAGUUGACAUCAACUCGAAAGUCAACUCUCUGUUUUCAAAAAGACUGAAAUCUCAAUAA